This is a messenger RNA of Gigantopelta aegis, 2718 nucleotides long. Its product is annotated as zinc finger CCCH domain-containing protein 13-like. Bases 881 to 2668 code for a protein of 595 amino acids. The transcript has 4 exons. The record is from RefSeq and is a predicted model, not a curated record. Lineage: Eukaryota; Metazoa; Mollusca; Gastropoda; Neomphalida; Peltospiridae.
UGACGUCAUUGGGUUUUGAGAAAGUUAUGAAAACGUACCUGUAUGAGAAACGACAAACACGACGUAAGAACAAAAUCAGCUGAUUGCAAAUUAAAAAAUAGAAUUCACCACCAAUUGCAGGCAGCCCUAGUUAAGAGAAAUCACCUGUUAAUCCAAAUCUUUGUCUAUUCCAAAGUACCUAAAUAGUACCGAGCGAAUUCGGAACUCGUGCUAUAUUUGAGAAUCAACUGGAAUGAGAAAUAAUUUAGAAUCAACUGGAAAGAGAAAUAAUUUAGAUUCAACUGGAAAGAGAAAUAACUGAGAAAAGAAAGAGAAACGAAAUAAACAAAAUGAGGAAAAUGGGAGACCGUUUAAAAAGAGAAAAGGUAGAGAAGAAACCAGAAAUAGAAAAAAUAGAUGGCAAAGAGGAACUAAACAGAGGAGAAAAAGUCGAGAAAAAAGAUAGCAUAGAGAAAAAACAAAGCAUAGAGAAAAUAGACGAAGACACCGAACGAGUCAGAAGAGACACAGUAGAGAGAAAGGAAACAAUGGAAAUAGAGAUUACAAAAACUAUAGAUAGCAUAGAGAAUAUAGGAGGAAAAGAGAAAACAGGUAUCAUAGAUAAAAUAAAUGGGAACGAUAAACUAGAGAGAAGAGAAGAGAGAGAGAAAAUAGACAUUAUAAAGAACAGACAGGAAAUAAAGAACACAACAACGAAAAUAUAAAGAAAAUUGAGAACACGGAGAAUAAAGAAGACAUAGUGGAAAUAGAGAACACACAAACAAACGAAGAAAACGUAGAUAGCGGAGAGGGAAAUGAAAGCAUAGACAACACGGAAGGAAAUAACGAUCUUGAGAAAAAAUAUGGCUUAGAGAAGAAGAACGAAGAACUUGACAGUGGUAUGUGGCAUGCAGAAAUAUUAAAGACAAUAGAAAUAGAGACAAGCGAGAAUAUAGAAAAAAGAAACAGUAAAGAGAAAAUUGAGAAGACAGGAGUGCUAGAUAAAAGAGACACACAAGAGAGACAAGGGGGUAACUUUAAUAAAAUACAACUUUUAGAGAAACUGCAAGGUAUAGAGACGAUUAGAGAAGAGGGAUUGGACAAAACAGAUAGCAUAGAGAAAUUGGAAAGCACAGAGAGAAGAGAGGGAAAUGUUGAACUAGAAAAGAGAUGUGGCCUAGAGAAUGUAGAGGGAAAAGAACUCGACAAGAGAGACAAUGCCGAGAAAAGCGAUGAUAUUUUGAUUAUAGAACUGUUAGAGAAACUACAAAUAGGGCAAAGAGACGGAACACAUGAACUAGAGGAAAGACGUAGCAUAGAGAAGAUGCAUGUAAUAGAACGGAUGGAGAAAAUAGACGAGAGAGAAGAGGAACUAGACCAACAAGACACAAUAGAGAUUGAAGAGAUUAAAGUCAUAGAGAAAAUAGAAAGCAUAGAUAACACAAAAGUGAAUGACAAUUUGGAGAAACAAUAUGGCCGAGCGAAGGGACAGGAGAUAGAAGAACUUGACAAGAAAGACGAAACGGAGAGACACGAGGAUAUUGUCAAUGCAGAACUAUUAGAGAAAAUAAAAAUAGAGAAACGUGACGGAAGAGGAGAAGUACAGGAAGUAAAUAGCGUAUACAAAACAGAGGGAAACGAAGAUCUAGACAAAAGAGAGAAUAUUGAGACAACGGAGAAAACACAUGACGUAGAAGUAGAAGAAAUAGACAAAUCUCAGAAAAUACAAGACAUAUAUAGCAUGGAGAAAACCGAAGAAACAGAAAGCAUGGAGAAAAACGAAGAAAUGGAUAAAACACAGAAAAUAGAGGUAGAUAGUGUAGAGAAGAAAGAAGAAAUAGAUAGCAUGGAGAAAAUAACCAAACGAGACACAGUAGAGCUAAUGUAUGGCGUUAAGGACAUUGAAGUCAUACAGAACAUAGAAAGCGCAGAAAAGGUAUACAAGGAGGGACUAGAGACACGGUCCACAAUAAAGAGAAAAGAAGAAACUGACAACAUAAAAAGCUCGGAGGAAAUGAAAAGCGUGGUAAAAACAACUGAAAAAGAAGAACUAGAGAAAACAGAGAGCGUGGAAUCAAGAAAAGGACACGAAGACUCAGGCGUACAAUAUACAACAGAUGUAAGAGCAGCAAUAGAGAAAAUAGAGAGCAUAGAGAAAACAGAGAACAUAGAGAAAAUAGAGAGCAUAGAGAAACUAGAGAAAAAGGAAGAACUAGAGGAAAUAGAGAGCACAGAGAAAUUAGACGGAAAGGAGGAACAGGACACAAAAGACGAAACGGAACUAAACGAAGGACUAGGGAACAUAGACAGUGCGGAGAAACAGGAAUAUAUACAGGCGGUUAUAUCUGAGCUGGAGAACACGGAGCCAACAGACUGUGCCGAGGACUUGGAGACACCAGAAACCGGAUCUGACGUUCUACUGAACAGAAACCUGACUUCUUGUCCACGGGGAGCCUCGAGGAAAGGAACGAAGAAAGGUGUGAGACAUCGUGAACAACCCGACCAGGUGGUGCCUAACUUACACGAUCCAACGACGGGCAAGGACAGACUGAACAACGCACCGCUGGGCGAAGCUGGUGCCCAGGACAGACAGUCGGAUGCCGGUGGAGACAUGGCGACGGACCUGAAACAGAUCUGUGAUGCUCCAAAGGAAAAGGACGAAGUCAGUCGGGGUUGUUUCUGCUGCUGAAAAUAAAUGUAUAAAACAUAAUAUUAAUAAAAAGAAAUACCAAGCCAAAA